AUGGACGACGCCGACACGUAUCGCAAGGUAGCACAGGGCCUCGUGGACGGUACCGUCACCCGGCGGUCCAUUUAUGACAAUCUCCCCAGCCAACUCAGGGUCUCUGGGCCGCCCCUACCCGUUCCCGCCGGCGUCAUCGCAUCGUCUCCCCGUCGAAACUCGCAGGCCACCUCUUCUUCCCGGGCCUCCAGUACCGAUGUCCGGCCAGCAACAUGUCCGCAUUGUUUCGGCAACCUGCUCGCUGCGUCUUCGCUAGCCGAUAGCGACGAAUGUUCCGGGAGGACAAGCGAGCGCAACCCGUCGGCGGAAUCGCAGUCCGAGGCCAAUUGGCUCACGACGCCGGGCUCCACUGCCGCCCCCCCUUCCCUUCCUUCGUUGUCUGGGAACGAAAAGCCGCAGCAGGUCGCGCCUUGGACGCGUACUGGGUGGUCGAUCGAGAGAAUCAGGACCCAUCUUGAGUCCCUCCUGACGUGGGACUAUCUGCCCUUCUGUUUCCUCUGCAAGGACCCCUUUCUGCAGGACUUUGCAAGCGGAGAGGGGCGUUACUGCUCUCCGGCGCUUGUCAACUCCCUCCUCGCCUUAUCGACGAGAAUCGUGGACGAGCAUCAGCAAGCCCAUCCACAGGAGCACGAGCAAGAGCCGAAGAACUAUCUCGUCAGUGCGGCCCAGGACGGGUCUCCCUCCUCUGGCUGUUCUGAUAGUCAGGCCUUGUUCGACGAGGCUGACGCUCUCAUAAGCGGCCAUGGCCAGCCGAGCAGCCUGCCGGAUAUCCAAGCUCUUGGCAUGCUGGCCCUUUAUCAAUUUAGCUGUGGUCACGAGGCAGAGGCGAGAAAGCUCGCCGGGGCUUUUGCGGCAACGAUUACAGAAUUAUGCCUGAAGCAAACGGUCGCCACGGGAAGCCAGGACAACCAGUACGCCCUGGUUCGCGCGAAGACAUAUUGCGGGGCCAUCUCGCUCGUCCGAAUACUCAAACUCCUAACAGCCCAGCCUUCUGGGAUGCACGUCACAAUGUUGCGGGACGACGGGGUUGCCCUUGACCAGCCGUCCUGCGCCUAUGGGCCUAACAACGCGCCCGUUCUCUCUAGCGAAUUGCCGGGCGAGCACUGGUCUCAACUCAGCAGCCUGCAGCUCAUCCCGGCCAAGAUUUUCCAGCUCACCGAAUGGGUGUACAAGGCCCUCGCGUCGCCACAAACCGCCACUAACGAUGAGCUGGUGCUGGUAUACCAUCGGUGUCUCGACUGGUACGAGAGCUUCUUUGCCAUGCUCAAGACAGACGUAAACAAUUCGCCUUUCGUGCUUUUCACCCAUAUCUACUACCAGUUCUGUCUGCUCUCCCUUUUCAUGCCCCAUGUGAGCGCGCCUCUCGAAGGACUCAGCGCGCAUCCCCGCGAGAUUUGUCUACAGGCCGCACAGUCAGUCCUUGCGCUCUCACAGUCGUACGCUGGCGUGUUCGGCCUGCAGCGGGUGUCUCCGCUGGUGCCGUACUUUGUGUGUGCGGCGGGGCUUUUAUGUCUCGCCGUCGAGGAGGCCGGACACGGUAUGCUCGAACCCGUGCCCAUGCCACAGCUCCACAGAGACGACGAUAUCGCCGCCAAGCCGCCUAAGUCCCCGGAAGACACGAUCAAGAAGGAGCCCGAUGAUGACCCUAUGGACGUGGGCACGUACCACAGCUACGCAUCAGACACCAAAUGGCACGCUGCACCAUCGUACGUCAAUAUGCCGGCAGUGGCGCACGCGCGACUGCUGCUGUCCAAGAUGAGCGAGGUGCACCCUGCGGCCACCCUCGCUACUAGCCUCACGGAAAGCCCGUCGCACAAGGGAAACGGCAUGGAGGGGCGGAGUUGA
Messenger RNA from Purpureocillium lilacinum, 1845 nucleotides. The record is from RefSeq and is a predicted model, not a curated record. Lineage: Eukaryota; Fungi; Ascomycota; Sordariomycetes; Hypocreales; Ophiocordycipitaceae.